UCCUGUCUUCGCACGAGGUACUGCCUCUCUUUAUGAGAACAAAACAAGCGCACUACUCACGUUUUAACGAAUCUGCUUUUCUGGAAGUCAAUGUGUUCGCUCACACAAUUGGUGGGGAUGAAAGUGUGAUCACUGCAUUGAACUCCAUUACGGCAUCCAGAGAUAAUCCAAGUCGACAUCAUGGUGCCAGCAGUUCACAUUCCCCAAGAACGGAAGCAGUGAGUGGGGGAGUCGGAACAUCCUGCUGCUACGUUGUUUUUACUUGGUGACUUGCCGGAGAUUAUAACCCUCGAUCACUGCAAGUCACCGCCAGAAAUCACACAAACACGGAGUCGGCUAAUAAAUAUGCUCAGAUCCAGCAGAUCUGCACGCCCAUGCUCUUCAGUGAGGAGGAGAAACUUCGAGCUGGAGGCCAAUUCAUCCUACAGGAGUACUAUAGCCUGUCCUUUUCUGGUUGUCCCCAUGAAUGACUACAUCUCCGAUCUGAUCGUUUGAGAACGAGAUCAGAAUAGUUGCAACGAGGUAAAAGUCGUUCCGUGUCCAAUCAUCUCUUAUCAGUUCCUCUGUCCAAUAGCAUUUCAAGUCUUCCUUGAAGCGAUAAAGAGAGAGAGCGAGCGAGCGAGCUCAAUCGUUAGUUCAUCAUACUUCGAUCCAUGAGCAGCAGGGUGAUUUCCAGGUAGAACGUCCGCCGCAGGCGAUACAGAAGAUGGGGUAUCAUAAGAUCUUGGCGAAGAAACUGGGGCAGAUGGAGGCGAGGAAGCUCGGGUUGCCUUUGCUUCUAGGAUUCUGCGUCGGAGUAUUGACCUGUGUCGUCGUCAUGUCAGUAUCCACAAUCGAACAGCAGUUAUCCCUGUUCUACGGAGUUUGGGUUCAUCCUGCAGAAGAAAUUAGUCGUGAUCCACAGAUAUCAGGAAUUAGCCCAAACAGUAGCGUGGUCGUCAGAACCAAGCAGAACUCGCCAUCAACCAUGUUAAACAAUGCUGCUUCUACGGGACUGAUUCAGCAGAACACUCUGCGGUUGGAGCAUGGAAAAGGGGCGGAGAGAGAUCGAGGAAAAGAUGCCGACGAGAGGGUCCAACGCCACAGUUCAUCCACCACGAAGUUGUCAAGUCCAAAAGUAGAAAUAAUUGAAUCUAAACCGCCAGAUGGAACGAUGAAGGGUAUGAAAGCCCGAGAGAAGCCAGUCUGCGAUCUCUCGAAUUAUAGAACCGACGUCUGCGAAAUGGACGGCGACGUUCGAGUUCAUGGGAAAUCUUCCUCUGUAGUUCUCGUGACCGAUCACCGAUCCCAGGAUCCCGGCGUCCAGUCAUCGUGGCGGAUCAAGCCUUACGCUCGCAAGUUUGACAAGGCUGCGAUGGAGCACAUCGGCGAGGUUUCAGUGAGAUCGUCGACUAGCCUCGGCGACGUCCCUCGCUGCACCGUCAAUCACAGCGUCCCCGCCAUCGUCUUCGCCAUCGGCGGCUACUCCGGGAACUACUACCAUGACUUCACCGACGUGCUGAUUCCCCUGUUCAUAACGUCGCGACAGUUCGACGGAGAAGUGCAGUUCCUCAUCGCGACGCAAAAGUUCUGGUGGAUCGGCAAGUACAAACCGGUCCUGAGGCAGCUGUCGCGCCACGAGAUCAUCUUCUUGGACGACGACGAUCAGGUCCGUUGCUUCCGGCACGUUGUGGUCGGUCUGCACAGCCACAAGCCCAUGUCCAUCGACCCCGCGAGAGCUCCCAACGGGUACUCCAUGGUGGACUUCACCAAGCUCAUGAGGUCCGCCUACUCGCUGGAGAGGGACUCCCCGAUCAGGCUGGGGGAGAGCCCGACCGCGAAGCCGAGGCUGCUGCUGAUAUCGAGGAACGGGACACGGAGAUUCGUCAACUUCGAGGAGAUCGUGCGGGCGGCCGAGAAGCUGGACUACGAGGUGGUGGUGGCGGAGGCAGGAACGCGGACUAAUGUGGCCAGCUUCACCUGGGUGGUGAACUCCUGCGACGUGAUGGUGGGCGUGCACGGCGCCGGGCUCACCAACUUCGUCUUCCUGCCCACCAACGCCGUCAUCAUCCAGAUCGUCCCCUACGGCAACCUGCAGAACAUCUCGCGGUCCUGCUUCAAGGACUCCACCGAGGAUGCGCAGCUGCACUACCUGGAAUACUGCAUCGGCGUGGAGGAGAGCAGUCUGACAGAGCAGUACCCGAGAGACCACCCGGUGUUCAGAGACCCCAAGUCCAUCCACAGGCUGGGAUGGAAGAAGAUGGCGGACGUGUACUUGGAUCACCAGGAUGUGAAGCUGGACAUGGAGAGGUUUGAGCCACUUCUGCUUAAAGCUCGACAUCUCCUCCAUCAUCGGCAUCGUCAUCAUCACCAGCGACAGUAGCAUGUCAGAGGCAUCGUUGGAUUUCUUUUCCGUCCCUCUUUUGGAUUAAAUUAUACUGAUAAAAUGAUAAAUUAUAUUACGAUGAAGGAGAUGGAAAGAUUAUUUAGGUGGUAGGUAGGCAGGCAUCCAGCUGCGAAGUGGGGUCAACGCUGACGCGACCAUCGAAUGGUCCAGUCAGUGAAUGAGGUCGACUACAAUAAAAUGCUUUCAUGAAUCAACCUACUGAAUUCA
Molecule: messenger RNA, 2593 nt
Organism: Musa acuminata AAA Group (dessert banana)
Lineage: Eukaryota; Viridiplantae; Streptophyta; Magnoliopsida; Zingiberales; Musaceae
Product: beta-1,2-xylosyltransferase XYXT1
Exons: 5
Coding region: 707-2362 (551 amino acids)
Molecular function (GO): glycosyltransferase activity
Source: RefSeq, a predicted model, not a curated record